CGGCGGGCGGCGCUGCGGCGGGCGCGGCGGGGCGGCCAUGGCGGCGGCGCGGCGGGUGCAGCUCCGGGGGCCGCUGCUGCUGCUGCUGCUGCUGCUGCUCGGCGCGGCGGGGCCCGGCGCUCGGGCCGCUCGGAGCCGCGGCGCCGACCGCCAGAACAGCCUCCGCCGCGCCGCCAGCGGCCUCUACCAGGGCGUCAGCGGCCUCUUCGGCGAGGACAACGUGCGGGCCCUGCAGAAGUUUUUCUCAAGGUUGACAGAGAGGUUUGUCAAUGGGGUGGAUGUUUUAAUGGACACAUUCUGGAGAAUAUGGACUGAUUUGUUAGAUGUUCUUGGAAUUGAUGCCUCCAACCUGACUCAUUAUUUCAGCCCGGCGGCGAUUGCCAACAACCCGACCCGCGCCCUCCUGCUGAUCGGUGCCAUUUUGCUGGCCUAUUGGUUUUUAUCUCUGUUCCUUGGAUUCUUCUUCUAUCUCCUGCACAUGCUGUUUGGCCGCUUCUUCUGGAUCGCCAGGGUGGCCCUGUUCACCCUGUCCUGCGUGUACAUCCUGCAGAAGUACGAGGGCGACCCCGAGCACGCCGUGCUGCCCCUCUGCUUCGUCGUGGCCGUCUACUUCAUGACGGGGCCGGUUGGGUUUUACUGGAGGAGGAACAGCAACAGCAGCCUGGAGGAGAAGAUGGAUCACCUGGAUAGUCAGAUCAGACUGCUGAACAUCCGCCUUUCCAGGGUGAUUGAGAACCUGGACAGGGGCUCUGAGCAAUGAGCCAGCCCCCGCUGACCACUGUACACCAGCUCUGGAAAAAUCCUAAGCACUGUCUCAUCCGAAGUUACAAAGCAACAAAACAUCACAUGGUAAAAAGUGUGCAAAGUUAUAACUUUUCAUCGUGUCUAAGACUAAUUUAUCUAGGUUAAACACUCAGCUGUUAGACUUCUAGGAGAAAGAAAAAACAUUUACAAAAUUCAGCUGUAUAUUCAGAGUUUUAUCCAGUACUAGAAUUUUCUCAGUAGAUAAACGCUUACUUUUACAAGCAUUUAAAAACAUCUUUUGUAAAGUUUUUAUAAAAGCAAAUUGAGUAGUCUUUCAGAUAUUGAAAUUGAGUUAAACAUAUGCAAAUUUGACACUUUAACAGUUAAAAAGAAAAAAAAAAAAUCUCAAGCUACCAAGCACUUCCAUUGAGAAGUAACUGCUGUGGGUCCAUAUUUUUAUUCAGAGUUGUGAAUGUUUUUGUGUUUUUGUUGGCUUAUUUCAUUGCCUUGAAGUUGCCUUUCAUAGAGUAUCAGAUGAGGAAUUUUCUGGUAUCCAGGCCAAAAAAUUCUCACCGUAGCUUUUAACAGGAGGUGGGGAAUGAGGGAGAAGGAAGAUCUGAAGUCCUUAAAUGCCAGUCCAGUGUGAGGAAGCACACGCGUGGCGUUCUGUCAUUGCAUUUCAUCCCCAGAACUUUAAUUUGUUAGUGUCGGGAAGGAAAUCUGCUUUAGUAAAUUGGCACAGAAGGAAGAUGUAGCGUCACAAAUCGUAAUUCAUAUUCGAUCUGCACAGUGAAGCAUUUUCCAAGCUUAAGUGCAUAGAGUAAAGCAUGGUUUUUAAUCUCAGGACCCACGAACCUUCUCAGAAAAGGCAGCAGUUAAAACUCGUGCAAAUGUAUUGUUGCUUAAAGCUUUCUCAGGACCAAUCAGCGGCAAUAAAUUCUUCAGGAAGAUCUGGAUUUUUUUCUAAAAUUACAAUAGUUUUCUAGGAGCUUUUUGCUUGAAGUCUAUGUCCUCAUUAGCUUUUGGGGAGAGGAGUCACCUUUAAGAGGAGGGUGUAGGGAACGGUUCUCUUUCAAAGCAGUGGAGCUUUGGAGCAGUUUUCUUUUGCAGGAUUUCCGUGUUUCUUAGAACUAACGAGCUUGGUAGGGCAUCACUGGCUGUGCUGGUUUACUGAAACAAAGGGAACCUCAGGGAAGGAAGCCUGGAAUGUGGUUUCACCUGGAAACAGCAGCAUCCAAGGACACAGAUGUGAGGAGGGAGGGGAAGCACCUACCCCUGGUGAUGAGCACAGUUCUGAUACCAGCAGGGGUAGGAUGGAGCAUUCCAUAUUCCAUAGGGUCCAAACAAACUACUGCAUCAAAAACGCAACAAAAAUUGGUCUGGGAUGGGGCCUGGCUACAAAGCAAGGGAACCAGGAGGAGGAGGAGGAGGUUCCCCAGGUGUGCCUCCAGUGCCAGCUCCAGUGGGACAGGCUGGGGCAGCUGAGCACAGCUUGUUCUCCCACUGGGCAAAGCUCCUGGGUGUGAUGCUUAACUGAAUGUAACUGUGGGGCGAGUUUUAUUUUUCUCUUUAUGCUGAAGUUUAAUGUUCUUCUUGAAAUGUGUGUGCUACUUGCCUAAACCUCUUUGGGUCUGCGUGUGGCAUUUCCACGGGGGUUCUUUUGAAAUCCAUGUUAAUGGCCUUGACUCCUGGUGAUCACUUCGGUUCAACACGGUUGAAGUUCAUAUGCACUUGGCGCGGUUGGAAUGCAUUUCCAUUUUUUAUGUCACCUGUAAAUCCCCCUGCACCCCAUUUAUUAACAAGUACAUGGUUUAGAGUUGUUAAGUAACUGGUUAUCACAGCUUAAAAUCGUUCCUGUGAUCAGAGAGGGACUAUGCCAACAAACAGUCCGUUUUGUCAAGCUGAAAACGACAGUAAAUUCCUUUUUUCAGCUCAUUUUCCAUAGUGUUACAGAGUCUUCCCUGCAGGCUCAGUUCUCCCUACUGUUGUGCACAGAGGACUGGGCUAAAACUCCAACCUGGAAAUUAGGAAUUGACCGGUAAAGCUUGUCAGGUCUUGAUGUGUUUUGCCAAAUGUGAGACCUGAGGACCAAAGUUUGCAAACCUUGCUCGUGUCAGUGGCUCCAUUGCAUGGGUCAGUUUGCAUAGAUUGUAUUUUGUGUAAUCCGUAUUUAACGUUACAGUUAAAAAUACUGAACAUUUCUAUAUUAAGAGUUGUCUAUGAUAAAGAUUUCUUUGAAAGUAUUAUAUGAAAGUUAAUUUGGAUUAUAGUUUCUCCCUGUCUCACUCUAAUCAUUUAUCUUACUUUUGUAAAAUCAGCCCUCCUGUAUUAAUACUCUUUAUUUCGAUCACCCUGCUGCUUGAAAAAUGGUAUUUUUAUAUUUACUUGCAUCCCAUGUAUAGCAAAAUGUUAUGUGAAAAGCAGUAUAUAUAAAAUUGGGUAUUUUUAAUCAGUAUUUUUCCCAGCACUCAGUUUUCACGUUAGUCAAAUUCAGAAGUAAUGAUUUUUUAAAAGCACAAUCUAAUCUUCAAAAUAUAUAUAUAUAAAUAUAUAAAUAUAUACUUUAAAAUGCUCUGUAUUUUUAAACAUGCACUGUAGUGAAAGCGCUUUUGGGGACAUGAAUGUGGUAUUGUAUUUAAUCUCUUUCAACUUUUGUAAAUACCUUUUACAAGUAUUUUCCAUACUGGGCCAUCUGAUUUAUCCAUGGGCUUUUCUGCUGUUUUUUAGAAACCCGUGCCAGUGGCUGCCCUGCUUUUGUGUCCACAGAGCAUCUCAGAGACAGGCAGGGCUCUCUGUCACCUGUGGGUGAACUGAGCCUGGCAGGUGACACCUGCAGGGGUGGCCCUGGAGCAGCCCGUGGCAGUGGCACCUCCAGGGUGGCACUGGAGCAGCCCUCAGCAGUGGCACCUGCAGGGGUGGCACUGGAGCAGCCCUUGGCAGUGGCACCUGCAGGGGUGGCCCUGGAGCAGCCCUCAGCAGUGGCACCUGCAGGGGUGGCCCUGGAGCAGCCCUCAGCAGUGGCACCUGCAGGGGUGGCCCUGGAGCAGCCCUCAGCAGUGGCACCUGCAGGGGUGGCCCUGGAGCAGCCCUCAGCAGUGGCACCUCCAGGGUGGCACUGGAGCAGCCCUCAGCAGUGGCACCUGCAGGGGUGACAUUGGAGCAGCCCUCGGCAGGUGACACCUGCAGGGGUGGCCCUGGAGCAGCCUUCAGCAGUGACACCUGCAGGGGUGGCCCUGGAGCAGCCCUCAGCAGUGGCACCUGCCCAGGGCAGGGAUGGCACGGGACACCCCUGGUAGCUCCUGCUUUUUGCUGUGACUUCAUGGAGCUCUGCCACAGCCACGCCUGCAGUGCCCUGCUGGGAGCUGCUGCCGGGGCACAGGUGACACAGGGACAGUCCCACCUGGCUGCUCCUGCAGGACAGAUCCUGCUCCUGCACCGUCCUGUGGCCACUGGAGAAGCCAUCCCCGUGUGAGCAGCUGGCACGAGCGCCGAGGAGGGGCUCUGGCUGCCGGGGUCGGGAGCUCACCGGGGUUCCAGGGGUUUUCACCUGCCUGCUCUGGACCCAGCUUUGCAAUCCUGCAGGGUUCUUCCUGCUCUCGAGGGUUUUCAGCUGCCUGCUCUGGGACUCAGCUUUGCAAUCCUGCAGGUUUCUUCCCAUUCCUGAAGGUUUUCACCUGCCUGCUCUGGACCCAGCUUUGCAAUCCUGCAGUGCUUUUCCCAUUCCUGAAGGUUUUCACCUGUCUGCUCUGGAGCCAGCUUUGCAAUCCUGCAGUGCUUUUGCCAUUCCUGAAGGUUUUCACUGCCUGCUCUGGAGCCAGCUUUGCAAUCCUGCAGUGCUUUUCCCAUUCCUGAAGGUUUUCACUGCCUGCUCUGGACCCAGCUUUGCAGUCCUGCAGUGCUCUCUCUUCCUGCUCUCGAGGGUUUCCAGCUGCCUGCUCUGGACGCAGCUUUGCAAUCCUGCAGUGCUUUUCCCAUUCCUGAAGGUUUUCACUGCCUGCUCUGGAGCCAGCUUUGCAGUCCUGCAGUGCUUUUGCCAUUCCUGAAGGUUUUCACUGCCUGCUCUGGAGCCAGCUUUGCAAUCCUGCAGUGCUUUUGCCAUUCCUGAAGGUUUUCACUGCCUGCUCUGGACGCAGCUUUGCAGUGCUGUCUCCUGCUCGGGCAGGGUGGCUCCUCUGGACGCACGCAGCUGUAGAUACCCGUGUCCCGUGGAAUGUGACGCUUUCCCAGUGGUUUUGGGUGUCAGAGUGCAGUGUACAAAGCUGGUGUAGCUCAGUGCUGUACUUCUAGCGCGUCCUUCACUUCGUGGUUUGCUUCUCAAGGCUCGUUGCGUCGUCGCUGUGGAAAAUAGACCAGUAUCAACCUUAGCUCUUCGGUGGUGUAGAAGUGUUUAAGUGUGGUUUGCCUCACGUACCGAUCCGUAUUUGGCAGCUAAUGGCGUUAAGUGACCAUGAGUUCUCUUUGUCUGGGUUGGAAAAUAAAAGGUUUUAUUGUAUCCGCAUGUAUUUUAAACUUUUUGGAUAAUUCCAUCGACCUGUGAUGACGGCACAUGUACAAACCGAUUUUUCCUUUUAUUCAGAAGUUCUCUUUGCUGUGGUAGCACGUGUUGUUGGCACUGAUGGUGGUGAUUUCACAUCCUGUUUCGUACAUCAGGUUUCACGAUGGCAGUGUUUAAGUUUGUACAAUUGUUCAUGUAAAAAUGAUCUGGUCUGAAGAGAUGCCGUGCGUUCGCUUCUGAUCCUAGACACAUACGAGAUCCUGCUGGUAAUACUGUUAAGUAGUUACGACUGUACCAGACUUAUUUUUUACAGAGCUUUACAUGCCUUUAUUUAUUCCUUUAUCGGACCAUCCAAACCAUGUACUCCGUAGUUCAGUAUUUGUAGACCAGUUUCACAAAUCAACUUAAGGUAUUGUGGCAAAGCUUCGAAUAAAUGUUUACUGAGACUUUGCACUGA
Messenger RNA from Motacilla alba alba, 5696 nucleotides. RefSeq names its product BRI3 binding protein (gene BRI3BP). The transcript has 3 exons. NCBI's taxonomy places the organism in Eukaryota, Metazoa, Chordata, Aves, Passeriformes, Motacillidae. The coding region runs from base 38 to 760 and encodes 240 amino acids. The record is from RefSeq and is a predicted model, not a curated record. Gene Ontology annotation, cellular component: mitochondrion.